This is a messenger RNA of Acanthochromis polyacanthus (spiny chromis), 2487 nucleotides long. Its product is annotated as FA core complex associated protein 20. Lineage: Eukaryota; Metazoa; Chordata; Actinopteri; Pomacentridae. Bases 188 to 1090 code for a protein of 300 amino acids. The transcript has 4 exons. Gene Ontology annotation, molecular function: ubiquitin binding. The record is from RefSeq and is a predicted model, not a curated record.
GUGUUUACGUGAUUGGCUGAUUAACGUCAUAGAACAACUUGAUUGGAUAGAAUUAUUUCAUGACAGACCCAAAACAAUUCUGAUUGGAUAGAAUCAAAUGACGUUACGUUCAGGAAUAAGGAAGUCCCCGUUCGCCGUGCUGGCGCGGAAUUUGGAAAAAAAAAAUCAUGAAAAGCGAUAAAACGACAUGGCAGAAAAUUACCCAAGGACCAAACUUAGACGAGACAAGUCUUCUGUCGAUGAGCUGCAGUCAACACCGAAGAGCGGCCACGGGAGACUGUUUUCCGGUAACAGUACAGCAAAGCCUGCUGGGUCAGCGCUUCCUCCAGCAGCCUGGUGGAACAUACAGCCGCUGCCUGCCGUGGAGAGCCUGUGGGCGUUCACACUGAAGUCUGCUCUGCCAUACCUGGAAAAGCAGCGCUGGGACUUGGUUUCUGAUCUGCCACAUCUAUCUGCAGUGAGACCCACAGCAAUGAAGGUGGAUAAACCGCAGUGGUGUGACCUCAGCAGUGAGGUUGCCAUGUUCCCUGAGUCCUCUGCACAUGCUCCAAGGAUUUCAUCGAGCCGACAUUCUCUCAGCUUCAGCCCCUAUGAGCAAGACCUCUCAGAACAGAUGAAACCUGUACCACAUCCACCUGAUAAACAACUGUUCUCUCCCAGCUGGAAGAGUCCUAAUUGCAAGGCAUUGUCUCCUCAACACUCGAGCAAAAGACAGCAGCUGUCCCUUCGCAGGCAGGAUGAAGCAGCAGCAUCAUCAGCAGGACCCUCUAAUGCUGGUGGUGAAGAGGGGACGGCAGGAGGGGAACUAGAAGAAGACACUGGACCAGUCAGCAGGCAGCUUUUUAUGGAUGGUGUGAAGAAGUCUGACAGCCCAGUUCCUCUGCAGAAGGAGGGUGAAAAUAAAGAGGGAGUGACGGAGGAAGAGGAUGAAGAAGCAGAGGAGGUACAGAGGAGUGUAGAAGUCAGAAUAGGAAGACUGCAGAGCUGCCCCAUGUGCCUGCAGCAGUUCCCUGCCGGGUUCACCCAGAUGGACUGUGACGGCCACCUGGCCCAGUGUCUGUCGGAGAUGAAUGUGGACAUGACCUGGUGAGUCGACGGGACGCUGGCUGCUGUCCAGGAGCUACGAGCAGCCCAGAUGCCCCACACACUCCAGGAUCAUAUCAGAUGGAUGAGGACACACCCUGAGAGCAACUCAUGCAAAUAACUCUCACUGUCCAUGACACUUUACACUGACUAUGCUCUGAGAGAGGGAGCCCACAAGUUCAAGGUGAGGAGACAAGGAUGUUUGCCUGUUUUGUGAAAAGUCAUGGAAGAUGGGGUCGUAUUGAGAAUUUUACACUGGGGCCUGUCCACAUGGCCUCUGAUGCCUUUGAUUUCUGCUGAUCAAAAGGCUCUUCAGACAAAAAGACCUUCCCGCCCCCCUCGUGCUCUGGGAGAUAAAACCAGGAAUGGAAGCGGGCUCGUCUUCCAAACUAAGCUGCUUCCACAAAACCGUAGACUGGUCUGAAGAGAGAGUUUUUCACUGUGUGACUAGACAGCUGUGGAGAGGAGGGACAGGAGUACGGCACUGUUCACAGUUUUUACUCAAUACUGUGUGGUAUUUCUGUCUAAAUACUAUUGUUGUUAUCUCCCUGGAGAGGAGUCUGAAAAUGUGAACGCACCUUUAUGACGGCUGUCUUUCACUCAGCCUUCCAGCGCGGUCAUUCAGAACCAACGUUGUCAGACAGCACGUCUUAAAACGAGGAAUUCUCUUGGAAAUAUUUCAGAUGUUUUUUUCUAACAUUAGCUUGUUUUGCGCUUUUUCGUUUGCUGCCGAAUUGUCGUGGUCAACUGCUGUUUAUUCGCUGUUUCUAGUUUGUAGAAGGAUUCAGCAAAAAGCUCUGACACUGUUCACAAUGCUCCUGCAACAUGUGUAAACAAUAACUGUCAUGAAUCAGGAUGUCCUGUGAAACUAUUGCUAUCACCACUGUAACCUGCAGUAUGUGUUUGUGAGCAGUGGUAUGUGCACACUGAACUGGAGCAGAAAAGAAAACCUCACGUUCUGUUUCAGUCAGCAGCAGGGAUGACCCGACCUUCAUGUUGGGCGACCAUUACGGUGAUGAGAGGUGGGUCUGCAGCUGCCAGCGAGAGAAGAAACCAGUUUUGACAGUGGAGCCACAGACUAGAGAGAGUUUCAUGUCAGGAGCAUCAAGAUGUUUUUUUUUCCAACAUUCACACGUUGUGCAUCAGGAAUUAAUCCCCCGGCGUCAGAUUGUCAAGGUGGAGUUCUAUUGAACAUCCUGAGGUGUCUGAGGGAUUCAACAUGCAGUGCAAAUGACCAGAACUGUAGUGUGAUAGUGAGAGUUCCAGUGUCCUGAGUGCAGUGAUAAUGCUUAGGUUUGUUUGUGAGCUAAGCUAUGCUACAUCCAGAAUCCAGCUCUGUAGUAAGUUUGAUUGAUAAUGACUUUAUCUAAAAUGUAUUAAAGACAGCUUUGUUCAUCUGGUAAA